Morchella importuna is the source of this 1758-nucleotide messenger RNA. RefSeq lists its product as uncharacterized. Bases 1 to 1758 code for a protein of 585 amino acids. The transcript is spliced from 3 exons. The record is from RefSeq and is a predicted model, not a curated record. Lineage: Eukaryota; Fungi; Ascomycota; Pezizomycetes; Pezizales; Morchellaceae.
AUGUCCACCAACACCCCCGACCCUCCCUCAAGUUUCACCGACGAAACCCUCAACCUCUGGCGGCAAUACCCAGAACUCAACGGCCGCUCUCGCCAGCGCCCCUCCCCCGAGAAACUCGCCUUCAUCCUCGAGGUCCUUCGCGGCAUCUACAUCGGCGACGCCACCUCCUGCAACAAGUCGCACGUACGCUCGCGCUACCGUCUCAACAACAACGACACACUCCAGUACAUCCCCGAGGACGGCCGGCCGCCGCGAACAGUCAUCAACGACGACGAGGCGUAUGGGCUCAUUGUCGAGUCGCAUCUCAAGUACGGCCAUGCGGGGAGGGAGAAGGUGUUCCACUACCUCAAGGACAAGUUCUACCACAUCACGCGCGAGGAGGUGGGAUGGGUGCUGAGGCAGUGUGCUAAGUGUAAGGCGCGCUGCAAAGGCGGGGAGGCCCCCUACGAAAACUCGCCAGAUAUGGCGGGCGCUGACGCCGAUGAGGAUCCAGCGAUGGAUGGGACGGCGGCGGAGGAGGAGGAAAAUUACCUCCCUGGCGCGUACACGAAGAAGUUCAAUGCGCUCCGCGCAGAGAGCAAGCUGGACGAGUCGGAGUGGAUGAAUCUGUGUCUGUGCGUUGCCCGAGACGUGAGGGGUCCCGCGGGCCUUGACGUCAUGCUCGAGAAUGAGGAUAAGGCAAAAGCCUGGGAGGAGCAUUUCAGCCCGCUCUGCGACGUCUAUGCAGAGAGGCAUUGGGGCACAAAGAUGAAGGGCCGGUGGUGGGCCGGAGACCGUGCGGGGGAUCGUGUCUUGAUCAAGGACUUUCUGCGCCGGCUGUUUAUGAACUUCUUUCAGAAGGAGCGCAUCCACCGGGCACGGAUUGCACGCAAGGCGUCAAAGGGCAAAAAGUCUAACGGUUCCUCCACCGGCCCCGGUGGCGGCGGCCCCAGCGGCGGUCCCAGCGGCGGCACAACCUGGAUGCGCACCCACCCGCCCAUCAAGAUCCCAGCGGCGCAGCACACCACCAUCGACCAAGACCAUAGCCCCUGUGCACAGAAAGGACUCCCCAAGAAGCGCCAGCGCGAGAUAGAUCCAGCGUCUCUGCACUACACCUCAGCACACCAAGGCGACGGCGAGCCAAGCCAGAAGCACCCAAGGCUGGAGCGCAUCAUGGUCUUGCUAACGAAUGCCGAAAGGGAGCAAGACGAGGCCCCGCCAGAUACCAGCACACAUAUUCGCACCCGGAAAAGGAAUACGGCAGGCGCUAUACGCCCCCACGGCCCCGUCUCCCUCGAACCCACACCCGACGCCGUCUUCCGCCUCGACCCCAUCGGCGCCGUAUUCCCGCCCGCCCUCCCACCACACAUUCCCCCACUUGCCGCCCCCACCGCUCCCACCGCCACCAUCCCGUCCUCUUCAAACAAACCCAUCCCCGCCCCCGCCCCCACCACCACCACAACACCACAAAUCCCCGCCGAACUCCUCUUCAUGACCUACGUGCAGCGCGACGAGCGCCGCCACGAGAUCCGCCUCAUCCGCGGGGAGACACUCACACCAUUACCAUUCACAGAGGUGCUCGAGAAACUGCGCAAGAAGCACCGGCUGGCGCCGCGGCAGGUGAUCACGGCGGUGGUGCUCGACUUUAAGGGCAGCAAGCUGUGCAUUGAGCCCGAGGAUGAGGACUGUCAGUUGGAUUGGGAGACGUGGGUUAGGGUUGAAGGACCGGGUGCGAGUCAGGUGGAGGUUGAGGUGAAGGUGGCGGAGGUGGUGGGGUGA